Diospyros lotus (date-plum) is the source of this 1892-nucleotide messenger RNA. RefSeq names its product LEC14B homolog. Gene Ontology annotation, biological process: proteasome-mediated ubiquitin-dependent protein catabolic process. Bases 269 to 1708 code for a protein of 479 amino acids. Gene Ontology annotation, cellular component: Cul4-RING E3 ubiquitin ligase complex. Lineage: Eukaryota; Viridiplantae; Streptophyta; Magnoliopsida; Ericales; Ebenaceae. The transcript is spliced from 10 exons. The record is from RefSeq and is a predicted model, not a curated record. Gene Ontology annotation, molecular function: protein binding.
GAUUCAUUUCCCCGAGAAAGAAAAAAAAAAAAAAAAUCUAAAGCCUUCAUUUCCUCCUCGUAUACAAAUAUGUGAAGGUCGGAGCGGAGCCACGUAUUUUCCCGGAGACCAAGCAUCAGUCCUUCGAACUUCGGGGGCUCAAAAUCUUGCCUCGUCGCCGAGUUCAGAAUUGGCUUAGCCAGGCCUCAUUUCCGGUGACAUGAACCUCAAUUUGGCGUGAGAUUGUAAAUUGUAGUCUGCGAGAUUACUGAAAUCAGUAUUGUAUAGGAUGAGUAGGUCGGGGAAGGAUAGAAGCAUCUGUGAAGGGGGGAGUACCUCAAAAGGAUUGGGUGCUACUAGUCGUCGAGAGAGGAAUGUGGUGGCAUCUGGAUAUCUUGAUCAUGAAAUUUUUCAGCUCACAAGGCUUAGGUCAGAACCGAAUGAGCUUCUUAGAUGCACUGUGAUGGGCAAGUCGAAGUUGCCUGUUUCCUCUGCGAAAAUGUUGGCUGGUCGAGAAUGUAACUACUCAGGCAGGGGUAGAUUCACAUCUGCAGAUUGUUGUCACAUUUUAAGCCGGUAUUUGCCUGUUAAAGGCCCUCAGGAAAUUGAUAGGAGGACGAGCUGUGCUUAUGUUUCCCUGUUUUCGGCUAAUGGUUCUCUCUGUGUUGCAGGAUUUCAGGACAGUGAAAUCAGGAUAUAUAACGUGGAUGAUGGAUGGAAGGUUCAAAAGGACAUUGUUGCCAGAAGCUUGCAUUGGACAAUUACUGAUGCCUCUCUUUCACCAGAUCAACGUUAUCUUGUUUAUUCAAGUAUGUGUCCUGUUGUGCAUAUUGUAAAUGUUGCCUCUGGAACAAGGGAAUCUCAUGCAAACAUAACGGAAAUUCAUGAGGGUCUGGAUUUUUCUACUGGUGAUAAUGGUGGCGGAUAUAAUUUUAGCAUCUUCUCUGUAAAAUUUUCAGCUGAUGGUCAAGAGCUUCUGGCAGCAAGUAAUGAUCAUUGUAUAUAUAUCUAUGAUCUCAGAGAAAAUAAGGUUACCCUUCGAAUUGGAGCACAUGAGUCUGAUGUUAAUUCUGUAUGUUUUGCUGAUGAGUGUGGCAAUCUUAUAUACUCGGGGAGUGAUGAUAACCUCUGUAAGGUAUGGGACAGGCGAUGCUCUGUUUCAAAUGGGCAAGCAGCUGGAGUUCUCGUUGGACAUCUAGAAGGCAUUACCUUUAUUGACAGUCGAGGAGAUGGCCGUUAUUUUAUCUCAAAUGGAAAAGAUCAGGCUAUUAAACUUUGGGAUAUUCGGAAAAUGUCCUCCAAUGUAACUCGCAGGACGAGUGAAAGGCUCAGAAAUUCUGACUGGGAUUAUAGAUGGAUGGAGUACCCACCUCAUGCAAGGAAUAAGAAACACCCUAAUGAUCAAUCAUUGGCAACAUAUAAAGGUCAUUCAGUCUUGCGCACCCUUAUACGCUGUCACUUCUCCCCAGCUUAUAGCACUGGUCAGAGGUACAUCUAUACGGGGUCUAGUGAUGCUUCUGUUUAUAUUUAUGAUCUGGUGAGUGGAGAUCAAGUGGCAAAACUCGACCACCACGAAGACAUUGUGAGAGAUUGCAGUUGGCAUCCAUACUACCCAAUGCUCAUCAGUUCAUCAUGGGAUGGUGUCAUCGCCCGAUGGGAGUUUCCCGGGAACGGGCAGCCGGCCAAUCCCUCGAGGCCAAUUAGAAGGCGAAGGAGAUAUUUUUAUUGAAUGCAAUAUUGGUUCUUUGGUUUGCUAAGAAAGGGUGACCGGCAAUGCCUCAUGGUUCUAGUGCAUGUAUUUCGACUGAGCUGUAUAUACGCAUACAGGUUAUGUUUCUUGCUUCAGAAUAAUUAGGUUUGCCUCGAGUGAAACAUCAAAUUUAUAGUUUAAACUUGAAGUGUUAUUGAUAUCA